Messenger RNA from Lobosporangium transversale, 1142 nucleotides. RefSeq lists its product as hypothetical. The coding region runs from base 180 to 917 and encodes 245 amino acids. Gene Ontology annotation, molecular function: protein binding. The record is from RefSeq and is a predicted model, not a curated record. The transcript has 2 exons. NCBI's taxonomy places the organism in Eukaryota, Fungi, Mortierellomycota, Mortierellomycetes, Mortierellales, Mortierellaceae.
AUUGAUUUAAGUCGUUGGUCAACUUUUGUAGGGAUCGGAUAUUCAAUCUCUUUCUCUCUCUCUCUUGAGUAAAGCCUCAGAUAUGCAUCCAUGGAAAUCUCUUACCAACUCACAAUCUAUUCAAAACACUAUUCUAGCUUACGAAUGGAGAUAUCCCAGGCAUAAGAUCCGACCACUGUAUGGCUAUCACCGAGGAUAAUAGCAAGAUUGUUAUUUUCGGAGGUCGUGUCCCAUUGGCUCCAAAUUCAACUUCCUCCAGCGAAAGCACCUUUUCAGAAGAGUUAUUUGUACUAGAUAUUGCUACAUCGUCUUGGAAAAAGGGACCCAACGCAGCUAUUAAGCGCGGCUACACAGCAUGCAUCAUUGUAGGAGAUCAGUUCCUGGCUUGGGGCGGAUAUAAUGACAAUCUGGUUGUCUCAGGACCGCCCAUUGUGUUCGAUCUGACGAAAUUUGAAUGGGCCAACACCUAUACAGCUCCAAUUUACAAUCAAACUCAUCAAACCCAGACUCAGACCAUCACUGGAUCACAAACGCCUUCAUCCACUCAGUCACAACCUACUCAAACAGGAGAGCCUUCGGCUACCAAUAAAGAAGCUAUUAUAGGCGGUUCUGUAGGAGCCUUGGCCUUGAUAGUUAUUAUUGCAGGUUUGAUCAUCUACAAACGAUGGCGCAGAGGGAAAAGCCAAGGAUAUAGUGUCCCUGAAGAGAAGGGCUUCAAUCAAUACGAUGAUUCCUGUGCGCCCGAAUACCUGCGAAAUAGUAUGACCGAGCAUGUCUACUAUAAUUCAAAUCCGACUCGCGGUCCACAGUUGAUGACGAGACGUAAUCCUCAGGAAAUGACCCCUAUGACACUCUAUCAAGGCCAAAUUCCUCAAGAGUCGUUUGUUGCCAAUGUAACUCAUGGAACACAACUUUAGCGCUAAAACUACAUUUCCACCCCACUUUGUAAACACUCAUGCAUGUAUAUAAAAUACCCCUUCAUUUCUGUAUUACAAUAAGUUAUAAAAUACUCACAUCGGGUUACGAAUGUGUGGAUCAAAAGAGGUUCCUGAUGGCUUAUAUGGGAAAGCAAUCGUCGAAGAUGUUGUCUAUAACAAUGUCGGGGCACCAUUCCUGACAGGGCACAGGCGCAAAAUGGACUA